Mangifera indica (mango) is the source of this 1521-nucleotide messenger RNA. RefSeq lists its product as uncharacterized. Lineage: Eukaryota; Viridiplantae; Streptophyta; Magnoliopsida; Sapindales; Anacardiaceae. Bases 16 to 1188 code for a protein of 390 amino acids. The transcript is spliced from 9 exons. Gene Ontology annotation, cellular component: membrane; endoplasmic reticulum. Gene Ontology annotation, biological process: endoplasmic reticulum tubular network organization; membrane organization. The record is from RefSeq and is a predicted model, not a curated record.
GAUGAAAAAAAAAAAAUGGAGUCAAACGACGACGUUUUUAGGAACCAAUUCGUGGACAGUCCAUUGAUAGAACAGCAGGCGCAGACUAGACGGGCCGAGACGACUUGGGGCUUCAAGAGAGUUCUUUCAUUCAUUCUUGCAGUAUUGUUGUUGGAGAGGAAAGUAAUGGUGGGAGACCGAGAAGAUCCCCAGAAACUUAAGAGAAUUGCAGCCGCUUCGUACGAUUACGAUAACGACUCCAGAUGGGCCGAGUACUGGACCAAUAUCUUGAUUCCUCCGAACAUGGCCGCUCGUUCUGACGUCAGCGAUCACUUUAAACGAAAGUUCUACCAGCGUUAUAUCGAUCCAGACCUUGUUGUGGAGCCAAUGUCUACAACCAGUUCAUCUCAACCCUAUGCAGCAUCCUCCAACUCAUCAACUCCUGCUAACAGACCUCGAUCACAUAACUCAGGAUCAACCAGAACCUCUGGAACUUCAGCAACUGCUGGUUCUAAUGCAACUUCAGUACGCUGGGAUCGGCAAACAAUACAAUUUUCUGUCAAUGCUUGGGUUUUUGUGGUUGGACUGCUUGCAAUAUUUCCUCUUGUACCAAGGCAUCUCUCAAGUAGGGCAUAUAGGCUGUCAUUUAUGGGCACUGCUUGUUCUUCUCUAUAUUCUUUGUACUCAAUUUACGGGAGACCCAGGGCAUGGAACUUGCAAGCUUUGCAAGAGUACUUUCAGUCAGUAAUUGCGGCCAAAGAUUUUAUUUACUUCAUCUACUGCCUUAACUUUGUCACUUCACAACUUUGCCUUAAAUUUGCUUUGAUUCCCAUAUUAUGCCGUGCUAUUGAACAUGUGGCCAAGUUCUUGAGGCGUAAUUUUAGUCGUUCUUCCUUGUACAGGAAAUACUUGGAAGAUGCUUGUGUGUGGGUGGAGUCAAACGCUACUACCCUUGGCAUUCUUUCUUCACAUGCUGAGAUUGGACUUGGCUUUCUUCUAAUCAUCUCUUUACUCUCGUGGCAGCGCAAUAUAAUACAAACAUUUAUGUAUUGGCAGCUACUAAAGCUCAUGUAUCAUGCCCCCGUGACUGCCGGUAACCAUCAAAGUGUCUGGGCCAACAUAGGGAGGACUGUUAAUCCACUUGUUGAUCGUCAUGCACCUUUCUUGAGGACUCCAAUUUCUGGUAUUCAGCGGUGGUGGUUCAGAUAGAAGUGCUCAGGAACACGAGUAAGGAGCAGAAGAUUUUACAUGGGAUUUGUUUGAACACCGUUUUAUGGAACAAAAACUGAUUUUAGAAUUUUCAUACGAUGAAUCUACCAUCUUGACUUCAGAUGGAUUGUGAUGAAUCUACCAUCUUGACUUUAGAUGGAUUGUUAAAUUAAUCACAGCUUAAUCUUCCUUUAUAUGAUAUGUUUAAUCCUGGUGUCUUUCCUGGUUGUUUUAUGGUCAUUGUUUGUAGCAGCUGAUGACCUACUGUUGAUUUUGCAAACAAAUUAAGAUAUAUUCCUCCCGCUUCAACUUGUUGCAAAGCUUAGCUUCCAA